Molecule: messenger RNA, 945 nt
Organism: Miscanthus lutarioriparius
Lineage: Eukaryota; Viridiplantae; Streptophyta; Magnoliopsida; Poales; Poaceae
Source: the annotation of a GenBank genome assembly
AUGGCGGCCACCAAUUCCGCCAUGGAGGAAGAGCUGCAGCGACUGUCUGCCUGUGCUGUUGUGGCCUGUCUGUGCAGGGAGCGGGACGACGUCGAGCCAGAGGCGGUCAAGCGGAUGCUCUGCUCCAAGCUCGGCGUCCUGGACAACGACAUCAAGGUGACGCGCCACCGACCAGAGGACUUCCUCAUCGUCUUCGAACAUCAGCACCACCGCAACGCGGCUCUGGAACUGCAGCGGCCCCAAGUCGGCAACAUCGUCAUCCACAUCUUGCCAUGGCGCAUCCUCCCCUACAGCAACCUCAUCCAGCUGCGCCACCACGUCCGCAUCUGCCUCGAGAGGAUCCCGGCGCAUGCCUGGAACGAGAGCAUCGUGAAGAGGGCCAUUGCAAGGGCCUGCGACAUCGACUACGUGGAAGCGCGCUCCAAACGCCGCGACGACACCAGAGCACUCUGCCUUUGGGCGUGGACAUACGACCCCUCUGACAUCCCAAAGGUAUCUUGGCUUACACUGACAGGAAGCUCGGCGACGGUACAUGAAGGAGUUGCUCCACCACGAGGACGUAGUGGCCUCACCUUCAAGGUGCUGGUCCACCUUGACACCGUGGAGCCCCCACCGGACGAGUACGACAACUCCACCCCGAGGAAGAUCGACUGGCACUAUAGCGUCGUUGACGGGGAACGUGCCCCGCGCGAGCGCCACGAUCCCCAGUCUGAUGCCAGGCGUGACCGGCGCCGCGACGACGACGAUGAUGACGGGCGCGGACGCCGCAGCGACAAGAGGAAUGGCUGGGGAGCCAGGAUGUUCCGUAGCCUCUCCCGCGCGCUAGACAAGAGCAGGGAGCAGGAAUGUUCAGAGUCACGCCACAGCCGUCGAUACGAUGCCUCUUCUUCGACGGGAGGAUGGCGCCGCCAAGCUGCCGCCGCCUUCCCCCCACGUGCCUCAUAG